AUGAUUCCUGAUGUGUCCGAGCUUCCGCCGGCGGGUGCCUAUCGAGGCCGGCUCUUGGGGCCUAGGGAGCUGCUCGCGAGAAGUGGCUGCCACGCCCUGUCUCCGCCGCUACAUCCCAAGGUCCAGGAGCUGCACACUGCUAUUCCUGGAGAUCCGGACUAUUCGAGACACCGGAUGCAGCUCUCUCGAUCAGCCGAGCCCCACGUGCUGGAGGCCACCGUGACUUUGGACUUGGCAGCUGGGUCACGGCCUGCUGGUGUGGGAGGCUUCUUCCAAACAGCGAAGCACCGCGCCGAAUUCAAGCAGCAUGCUGUCCUGGCCUCGCACGGCAGUUUCGAAAGAUGCACCGUGGAGAAGGACCUGCAUACCAGGGUCAUCAGCAGGCUACCUCGGCCUUUCGGCGGGAUUUGGAGCGUCACGAUCCCAGCACAUGCAGCAAGGUUCUGGGCACGUGUGACGGCACAGCUCCAAGAGCGGCUGGCCGUACCUGCCAACAAGUCCGGGCUGAGACGAGAUUACUGGGACAGACAUGGCGUCCGGGACUUUAAGACGGAGCCUUGGCACUGGGACACACCGCCCAAGCCGGGUGCCCGAACAACAACCGGGACCCGCAAAGCGGCCAUGAUAAUGCCAGUUCCGCCACAGCCAAUGUGCCCAAAGGAGACACGGGUGAGUGUGAGUUAUGGCCUUGGGCUUUCACAUGAUGACCAGGGUCGGGACAUUGUCAGGUUGAAAUCCUCCGCUGUGUCGCAUGAUGUCCCAUACGGAGACCAUUUCAGCGUCGAGGAGAACAUUGAGAUGGUUCGUGAGGGUGACGGCGUCCUCGUCACGAAAUCAUUCUCUGCGGAUUUCGUCAAACGCACGUUUUUGCGGUCGAUGAUCGAGUCCAGCAUCAAGAACUCACAAAAGGACACUUGCGAGAAGCUCAUGAGCGUCCUUCAGAGCUAUGCUGAGGAUAUGUCCCCUGUCAAUGUCGGAUCGCCGACUUCAUGCACUCCAAGACCGAGGUCGUCCAAUUCAGGGAUCUUCGGUAUGAUAGACGACGACGAAAGCAGCAUGGAGGAUGCAGUAUCUAUUGGCGAUGAUGGAUUCGAGUCGGCUGAAGAAGAUCCCGUCAUCUCCGCAGCUUUGGCUGGGACGGACGAUGAUAUGGAUGGCAGCCUCGUGUCGGCUCUUCCGUCCAUAGUUGAUUUCCUGGGUGACCUUGGAGACACCAUCACAAGCAUUGCUGCAAACACGUGGGUCAAGCACAAUGCCAUCAAAUCGGUGGACCUUCGAUGUGAGGUCUGGGAAGUGCAGAGGAGAACCACGAUGUUCCAUGAAGAUUGGCGAGCUCCCUUCCUUCCACACGAUGGGCAGAAGCAAGCGCGAUGGGUCGACACAAGGUUCCACAAGCAUCCCUGGCUUCUCGCGAAAACCAGCGUCAGUGCUGCAGCCGCAGUUCCACCGCUGGAACCGCCACCGGCCAUGAGGGAAAAGGGCGAAUGGGCCGUUAGCCCGGAUGGUCCUGCCGACAAGGAUGGCUGGCAGUAUUCGACCGAUUUCCACCGGACGGUCUCCAAAUGGGGAGCCAAAUCAACGAUCGGGCUGUGUCGGAAACGGCGCUGGGAGUGCAGCUUUGUCCGUCAGCCUUGCUUGCCCAACCCACGGAUCGUCAAAGUGCAGAUGUGGGAGCUACAACGGAGGACCACAAUUUUUCAGAGCGACUGGCGUGCACCUUUCCUGCCCCACGAUGCUUUGCGUCAACGCUGGCGGUGGGUAGAUUUGGACUUCAACAUCCACCCGUGGAGCCAUUCGGAUCCGAGCACAUUCUCCUCCGCAGAAAAGCCUCCCCUUCAAGCACCAGAUGGCUGGGAGGCUGAAGGCUGGGUGGUCGCCGAGCCCACAGGAACCUGUGAUCCGGCGCGGUGGCAAUAUUCCACAGACUUCAACCGAUCCGGCAAUCGCUGGGGCAGUAAUUCGACCGGGAUGAGCUGCCGAAGGCACCGAAUCGGGGGCUUGCAUCCAGCACAGCUCUGGCCAUGGAAUAACUCAUCAGCGAUAUGCCCCUGA
Messenger RNA from Symbiodinium sp. CCMP2456, 2052 nucleotides. The record is from the annotation of a GenBank genome assembly. Lineage: Eukaryota; Dinophyceae; Suessiales; Symbiodiniaceae.